Molecule: messenger RNA, 1266 nt
Organism: Notechis scutatus (mainland tiger snake)
Lineage: Eukaryota; Metazoa; Chordata; Lepidosauria; Squamata; Elapidae
Source: RefSeq, a predicted model, not a curated record
GUUAUGUGUAAAUCUGAUGGAUUCCCCUCUCCUCUUUAGUUUUGAUGAAAUGGCUAAGUAUGACCUUCCUGCUUCAAUAAAUUUUGUCUUGAACAAAACUGGUCAGGAGAAACUCUUCUACGUUGGUCAUUCUGAAGGCACCACCAUAGGUUUCAUAGCAUUUUCAGCUUUUCCAGAGUUGGCAAAAAAAAUAAACAUGUUUUUUGGAUUGGCACCCGGUAUGACUGGGAACUUUUCAUCUGGUGCUUUGGUCAAACUUGCAGAGCUUCCCGAAUUGCUAUUGAAAGAAAUAUUUGGAACCAAGCAGUUUUUACCCCAGAAUGCGCUUUUAAAAUGGCUUGCUACCCACGUGUGCGACCGUGUUUUACUUGAUGAUCUUUGUGGCAACUUUUUCUUUCUCAUGUGUGGAUUUAAUGAGAAAAACCUAAACAUGAGCCGAAUAGAUGUAUAUUCCACACACUGCCCAGCUGGAACAUCUGUCCAGAAUAUGCUUCAUUGGAUUCAGGUUGUACGGUCUGGGGAAAUGAGAGCAUUUGACUGGGGAAGCAGAAAAGAAAAUAUGGCUCAUUAUAAACAGCCAACACCACCUCCCUACAAAAUGAAAGGAAUGCUUGUUCCAACAGCUAUGUGGACGGGUGGCCAUGACUGGCUGGCAGACCCAAAGGACAUUGCCAUCUUAAUGACUAUGAUCCCAAAUUUGAUAUACCACAAGGAGAUCCCAGACUGGGAACAUCUGGAUUUCAUCUGGGGCCUUGACGCCCCCCAGCGCAUGUUCAGAGAUAUGAUUCAGAUGAUGUGGAAAGUUCAGUAUGCCCGUUGAUUACUUGAAGUUGUAAUCCCAAAACACCGAUGCAGUUGUGAAAAGGAAGUCUUGCUGUUUACAUAGGUAAUAAGUAUUAUUCCAACACAAUCCUCCAAAACACACACUCCUUGUUUGCUUAAAAUAUGAAAGAAGCACUUGGUUCUCUAAACACAAAUGAUCCUGGAAGGCAUUACAGAGUAGAUUUCUUGCCUUAAAAUCCUCCUGUGGAUUUUAACGCUGCAUCUCUCCGUAAUAUGGAGAGAAGAAAUAUUUUUAUUCAUUUCAAUAGGAAAAGGCUUGUGAGGCAGUCUUCUUGAAUUGUUGUCCUGGUUUUGGAAACAGAUGCAUGCAUUAUAUUUUCUGGGACAUCUGGAAGACUUGGGUGUUUUAGAGGGAGUGGGCAUGUUAAACGCAACAUCAUGUGUAGCGGAGACUGUUCUCUUGGAAAUAAAUGAUCUUUUAUA